Dentiscutata erythropus is the source of this 1305-nucleotide messenger RNA. NCBI's taxonomy places the organism in Eukaryota, Fungi, Glomeromycota, Glomeromycetes, Diversisporales, Gigasporaceae. The record is from the annotation of a GenBank genome assembly.
AUGGAAACUGUAACAAUUCAAGUUCCGCCUUCUUCGAUUGGCCAUAUCAAAGGCAAACACUCCUCUAAAAUCAACGAAAUUGAAAGACGCUCCAAGGCUCGCUGCAUUAUCAAGAAAAACAAUACCGUAGAAGUGAUGGGCACAAAUGAGGCCCGAAAGAUCGCUCUUAAUUUGAUUAAAGAUUGUGUCUACAACAGUAUCAUCGUUUAUAAUCACCCAACAGAAGCUAUUAUUGCACUUCAGCCACCAUUGGUCGGACUUAAAACUGUAUUAUUUUCAAAAUAUGAUGGUAUCGUCGAUAGGAAUAAUGUCAACAAAGCAUACUUCAUUUUAGAUAAAGGUGAAGAAAUGAAUGAAGAAGAUAAACUCUCUUCAUUAUUUGAAAAUCUUAACCUUGAGAAAAUUAACAAUAUCAUUGCCCCUGAAAAAGAACGGAUUUCGGUGGAACACAUCACUAAACGAUUAAUAGAGCUAACUGCCAAGCCCGCUAACAAAUAUCUUGACUUCAAGGUUAGGGUGAAUAUCGGGAAACAACUCUUUUAUCCGGCAUAUAGGGAAGUUUUGAAUCUUCCAGAAUCAAUUCCUCUCUCCAAACUUCUUAAAUAUGAAAUUGGUUAUAAAAAAGAUGCCAAAGCUACUUUUAUGAAUCAUAUUUCUUCCGAAAUAGCAAAAAUUAUUGAAAAUCGUCUAAUUAAAUUAAAAUAUCAGAAAAAUACUGAAGUUACCCAAAGAGCAUCUAUUCACUUAAUUGAUAACAAAGCUCUGAAGCGGGUUAUUGUUUCAACAAACAUUACAUCAGAAGGCAAAUUAAUACCUCGUAAAUUUAAAUUCGAAAACAAUAGACUUCUUUUCUUUUCUUUUGUUGGUCCGAGAUCUGCCUUGGAUUUUCGAUUCAAAGUUCUUUCUCAAGAGCCAUCAAUAACAAAUUUACCUACCGAACUUUAUAAUUCAGUCAAAAAUGCUAUUUACAAUCCCGACGAAAAAACUGUCACGUUAAAUGAUACCUCUAAUUACCUUUUCACAAUUACUCGUGUCAAGAUCAAGAGUAUUUUUGUUAAAUGUAAGAACGAAUUUUCGAAUGGUAAAAUUAAAGUAUCAAUUUCUGAGGUGCAUGAGGAUGGACAAAAAGAUGUUCAGGUGACUGUGACAAGUGAAGCAUUACAUAAAGUUAUUGAAAAAAUGAGUCAAUCAAAUAAGAUUGAAGAAGAAUUGAAAUUUGAAUGUGAUAAGGAAAUAGAAAAGUUUGUUAAUGAAAUUAAAACUAUUGUAAAUGAAUUGCAAUAUAACACGAAUGGAUACAAUUAG